AUGCAAGAGGUGAACAGAACCCAGGUGUCUGAGUUCAUUCUUCUAGGAUUCACAGAUCAUUCUGAAGUGGAGAUACUCUUGCUUUUGCUCUUUCUACUAAUCUACCUCCUAACAGUGAUGGGAAAUCUGGGUAUGAUUGUGUUAAUCCAGACAGAUCCCGUUUUGCAAUCUCCAAUGUACUUUUUCCUCAGCAACCUGUCCUUCAUUGACAUUUGCUACUCCUCCACUAUCAUUCCCAGGCUGUUGUGGGACCUCCUUACAAAUAGGAAGGUGAUUUCGUACAAUGCAUGUGCGACCCAGAUGUGGUUCUUCACCCUCUAUGCUACAACAGAGUGCUACGUUCUGGCUGCUAUGGCUUAUGACCGUUUUGUUGCCAUCUGCAAACCACUGGUUUAUCCUAUUGCCAUGGCCAGAAAUGUGUGCCUUCAGCUUGUGGCUGGGAGCUACCUGGUGGGACUUUUUAUUGCCAUUGUCCACACAAGUGGUGUCUUUAGGCUCUCCUUCUGUGGUCCCAAUGAAAUCAGUUCCUUCUACUGUGACAUCCCUCCUUUGUUGCGGCUUUCCUGCUCAGACAACUAUGUUUCCAAGGUUGUACUCUUCAUCCUUUCCACUUUUGUUGUGGUAGGGAAUGCAAUUAUUGUUCUUGUGUCCUAUGCUUAUGUCAUCUCUGCCAUCUUGAGGAUGCGGUCAUCCACAGGCAGACAGAAGACCUUCUCAACCUGUGCCUCACACCUGACUGCCGUUGUACUGUAUUACGGGUCCUUGACCUUCAUGUAUGUGCAGCCUGGAGGCAUUGAGGCAGUGGAGCAAGACAAGAUUGUGUCCGUCUUCUACACCAUUGUGAUCCCCAUGGUGAACCCCGUCAUCUACAGUCUGAGGAACGAGGAGGUGAAAAGAGCCCUGAAAAAAAGACUGAGUAAGAAAAUCUUUCACCAGAGGCCACAGUAG
Messenger RNA from Podarcis muralis (Common wall lizard), 948 nucleotides. Its product is annotated as olfactory receptor 5AR1-like. NCBI's taxonomy places the organism in Eukaryota, Metazoa, Chordata, Lepidosauria, Squamata, Lacertidae. Gene Ontology annotation, biological process: G protein-coupled receptor signaling pathway. Gene Ontology annotation, cellular component: membrane. The record is from RefSeq and is a predicted model, not a curated record. Gene Ontology annotation, molecular function: olfactory receptor activity; G protein-coupled receptor activity.